Haliotis rufescens (red abalone) is the source of this 3620-nucleotide messenger RNA. Its product is annotated as galaxin-like. NCBI's taxonomy places the organism in Eukaryota, Metazoa, Mollusca, Gastropoda, Lepetellida, Haliotidae. The record is from RefSeq and is a predicted model, not a curated record. The transcript has 9 exons. The coding region runs from base 81 to 1676 and encodes 531 amino acids.
CCGCCAUAGUCAUUCAGAACAAUUCAAAGUGCAAAGCAUUUCAACAUCUGAACGACGACUGACAUAGGCUGUCUAAUACCAUGUUUGCUCCACAGAAAGGCGUUAGCUAUGGCAGAUAUAGCGUAUUCAUGUGUGCUCUCAUGUACACUGCAGCGCCUCGUGUUGACGGGGAAAAAAUUUAUGAGUGCUUUGUGGAUGGACAAUUUGUUCGUACACCAGCUGGUCACUUCUGUUGUAACCAUAGGCUGGUGAGGGAAGGAGACAAGGGCUGCUGCUAUGGCCAUGACACGAGGGUGUUCUACACGAGGUACAACAUCUGUUGUGAUGGGAGGGUCAUGUCUAGGUAUAUCAUGGAGUCUGGUGGAGAAGUCGAGCGCACGUGUUGCGGCAACAGGGCGAUUCUUCUCAACAACAGCACCUGCUGUAACAAUACAGUUGCAGAGUACCCCAAAGCAGCCAACCCUGGUGACAUGCAGUGCUGUGGAGGUCAGUUGGUCAACAGACAUACAACCCUCUGCUGCUAUGCCGAGGACAACCCCAGCCAGGUGACGAAACACGUGUCCGGCCCAAACUUCCAGUGCUGCGGCAUCAAGGUGAUAGACCAGAGGCUCCAACAGUGCAAUAGGAUGAACGGCAAGGAAGUGGCUGUGGAUCUCCAGGAGCAAGUGUGUGGAGGACGAGUCAUCAGUCUCCGCACUCACAAAUGCUGUCUUGACAGGGUGCACAAUGUCCCUCACCUCAACCCGUGGAACAUCGGGCAGGAAAACCCUGAUGUACAGUGCUGUGGCCGGGCUGUGUACAACAUCUCCACACAAACAUGCUGUCCAGGCACAGGUCUAGCUGGCAACGUGGUGGAGAGGACGGAGCACCUGGCAUGCUGUGGGGCAGGUUCAGUGGACACUCGACAUCAGUUGUGCUGCAAGGGCCAUGCAGUGGCCAAGACCUCCCCCCAGGAUCAGUGCUGUGGCCCCAAGGUCUUCAACCCCUACAUGCACAGUUGCUGCGACGACAUCACACCCUUCAACACACUCACUCACUACUGCUGUACAGGCAGCCCCAGUCAACCACUCAGGAAGGGCCAGGACUGCUGUAGCACACUGAAGUCAUGCAGCCACUAUACGGGAGAUACAGAGAUGAGGACCAGCCCCCGGGACACAGUGUGUGAGGGUGUCCGCUUCCUCCCUGAACUGGCUGUGUGCUGCAACAGUCAAGUCCACUACUUUCCUCCUGGAGACACUCUCGGCUGCUGCCGGCGCUGGGAUCUGAAGCAGACAGUCUACAGUGAGACCACCCAGAUGUGCUGCCAGGGUCACGUCCACAAUGAGUCAGCCAAUGAAGCGGAAUGCUGCAGUACCCAGGCCUAUCACCUGUACAGUGGGCACAACCCCUGCCUGGUUUGUGUCCCAGGGGAUGUCCUGCCCCCUCAUCAGAUGUGCUGUGCCAACCAGACAUAUGACAAGCGGUAUGACGGGGAUGCGUGCUGUGGACAUGUGCCCUACUUCAGUCAUGAGGAGACCUGCUGUAAUGGGCAGGUGCAAGAUGGUGACAGUUCAUGUCAGUACACACAACAGCCUGGUGCCCAGAUUAGCAGCGCCUGCAGCUAUGGCUUCCCCUCGGUCCCUCUGAUGGUGGCAGUAGUCCUGCUCUUCAUGAACAGCAGGCUUGCAUCUCUGUAGCACUAGGGCUGAACAGUAUGGAGCAAUACGGGUAAUAGCUGCAAAAUCUCAAGCCAUUAUGCAGACAAUCCACCAAGACGGUAGUGCAUUUACUGGGAAGUCUUUCUGCAAGGUCACAUGGUCAGAGGAAAGUACACAAUCUCUGUGACUGGUGUCUCUGCAUUGUAGUUUUCUAUAAUUGUUUGGAUACAACAGUCACAUUAUGUUCUUGUCUUUUUUCAUAAAUAUCUCAAAAGUUACUGAAUAUCAUAAGAUAAAAUACUAUCGAUGUUAUGUAUUUUUGCAUUCUAGUGAGUUAUAUUUCAUGGCCACCCAAAUUAUUUGUAAGCAAUUUUCAGAAUCACUUGUAGUGUCCUUACUAGGGCUAGAGAGCAUACCAUGGCCACUUGAUGGACAUCUGUUGACUGACAGAAAUAGAGACCGACCUCGUGAAGUGAGUAUUGGCCCUCAGUGAUGAGGUCAGACAAAUAUUGAGCGACCUUAUGGCGUGGACAAUAGUGACCGACCUUGUGAUGUAGACAAAUAGUGACCAAUCUCGUGGUGUGGAAAGACAAGUAGUGACUGAACUCUUGAUGUGGGUACACUGACCUCUUGAUGUGGGUACACUGACCUCUUGAUGUGGGUACACUGAACUCUUGAUGUGGGUACACUGACCUCUUGAUGUGGGUACACUGACCUCUUGAUGUGGGUACACUGACCUCUUGAUGUGGGUACACUGACCUCUUGAUGUGGGUACACUGACCUCUUGAUGUGGGUACACUGAACUCUUGAUGUGGGUACACUGACCUCUUGAUGUGGGUACACUGACCUCUUGAUGUGGGUACACUGAACUCUUGAUGUGGGUACACUGAACUCUUGAUGUGGGUACACUGACCUCUUGAUGUGGGUACACUGACCUCUUGAUGUGGGUACACUGAACUCUUGAUGUGGGUACACUGACCUCUUGAUGUGGGUACACUGACCUCUUGAUGUGGGUACACUGACCUCUUGAUGUGGGUACACUGACCUCUUGAUGUGGGUACACUGAACUCUUGAUGUGGGUACACUGAACUCUUGAUGUGGGUACACUGAACUCUUGAUGUGGGUACACUGACCUCUUGAUGUGGGUACACUGACCUCUUGAUGUGGGUACACUGAACUCUUGAUGUGGGUACACUGAACUCUUGAUGUGGGUACACUGAACUCUUGAUGUGGGUAUUCAGUAUUAAACAUGUGAUAAUGUAUGUAGUACAGAGUUUAAAUGUUGAUCUCAGAACUGUGAUAUAAUAAGAAACAUUGGCAACAUAACAGAGGUUUGUCUAGGAGUCCUCAUUCCCUACAGUCAAGAAAUACUCCUUCAUCCAUGAACACAUUACCUACCUGGGUUGCAAGUCUUUACAAUUGCAUUCAGAUUCUGACAUCAAUAUCUAGAUAUGCAUAUGGUGUUACUGUUAGUUGUAAACAGUUGGCCAUAUUAUGAUAUAGAAAUGUCUAGUCCUUUUCAGAAUAUUCAGAAUUCACAAUCACCAUGAUUCAAUUACAUUGUCUAACACCAACCACAACAGAAUGUUGGUGACAUGUUACCACUUCGGUGAAAUCCACGAGCACGGGUAUGGUGCUGACAAACCUAGAAACAUAAUUGGGGCGAACCAGGAUUCGAACCCACAAUCAAAGGAAUCUGGCGGGCCCAAGGGACGCAACUCUGCACAGCGAAUCACGGCGCCUUAGACGACUGGGCAACCGUGCCCUCGCUCAACUGGGGAACAGCUGUUUAUUACUGUAUCGUGCUUCUGAAUGCUUUGUGUUGGAAAUUCCUCACAUAUUGGGAGGCUGAUUUGAUGAGAGAAUUUAUCAUCCAAAACUGGCUUCCACAGGAGAUAUUGCUUGGAUUAGAUCAAGCGAUAUCUACACUGUAGAUAUCGCUGCAGUGAAAUUACAUCACAAUGCUUUGCAGACCAUUGUGAC